Dendroctonus ponderosae (mountain pine beetle) is the source of this 2094-nucleotide messenger RNA. RefSeq lists its product as uncharacterized. The transcript is spliced from 7 exons. The coding region runs from base 201 to 1301 and encodes 366 amino acids. NCBI's taxonomy places the organism in Eukaryota, Metazoa, Arthropoda, Insecta, Coleoptera, Curculionidae. The record is from RefSeq and is a predicted model, not a curated record.
CUCACAGGGAGGAGGAGAGAAGAUGAAGAGUCGGUUUCCUUUGCUGAGCAGAUUCUGAUGUCAGUUACAGACACUUUUCAGUUUUGCAGGAAAAUUCUAAAUUUCAUUGUUCGUUAUAACUUCCUGUGACUCAUUUUGCGUUGCGAUAACCACUAGUUAGGUCUAAAACGACAGUAUUCAUUCCCAGAAAACCUUAGAAAAUGGGAAAGUUGAAUGUGCUGGUCUUGGGAGGUUGCGGCUUCAUCGGAAGACAUUUGAUCACUUAUCUAGUAAAUAAUGAUAUUGCGAGCUCAAUCACAGCAGUAGAUAAGGUGCCACCACAAAUUGCGUGGAUGAACGAAUACCAUAAACGGAUUUUUGAACACGAUUUGGUUCAUUUUAAAAGUGCAAAUCUGAUUAAUGCAGAGUCUUGUAAAAAUGCAUUCAGUUUGCCGGAUGGUUCCACUUGGGAUCUUGUGGUGAAUUGUGCUGGGGAAACGAAGUCCAAUCAAACGGAUCCAGUUUACAAAGAAGGCAUUCUAAAUUUGAGUCUGAAUUGUGCCAAACAAGCAGCGUUGCAGAAUGUUGGUAAAUAUAUUGAACUCUCUUCGGGCAACAUGAAUUCCUUUGAAACGAUGCCACAUAAAGAAGGAGAUCCCCUGGAACCAUGGGGAUUUAUUGCAAAGUGGAAACUUGAGGUAGAGAAAGAGUUGGCUAAUAUUCCAAAUCUGCAUUACACAAUCUUACGUCUCCCUUUAGUGUAUGGUGUCGCGGAUAAGAACUACAUUAUGCCUCGCAUCCUAGCAGCUGGAGUUUAUAAAGAGCUGGGCGAAACAAUGAAACUCUUAUGGACUAAAGAUCUAAAGCUCAAUACUGUGCAUGUAGAAGAUCUUUGCAGGGCCAUUUUAUUCCUAAGCGAAAGAACUGACUCUUUAGGCCAAAUUUACAAUGUUGUUGAUGAAGGCGAUACCACUCAGGGUGUUAUUUCGCAUCACUUAGCGGAAAUUUUUAAGAUAAAUGUUGAGUACUGUGGAAAAUUGGUUUCAUCUUGUAUUGAUAUUAAAAGUGCAAUAAAUGAGCUAAAUGACAGACAUUUGGUUCCAUGGGCGGAAGCUUGUCAAAGAGACCAGAUUGUAAAUACUCCGCUUUCUCCUCACAUGGAUGGCAGCUGGCUGCAAAAUAAAUCUCUAAACUUGGAUGGAACUAAACUGAAAAACUUAGGUUUUGCCGUCGAUAUUCCUCGAGUUUCGCAAGAAAAGCUGGAGGAGAUCGUUCAAGAUUACAUUGAAAUGAAAGUUUUCCCACCUUCCUGGCUCUCAUAAAGUUGAGAGACAUUUGAAAAACUAUCCCCAGUCCAUAUUGUAUUGAUUUGGAAAAUUAUGAAGCUUGGAUUGGGUUGCAGUUUCAUAAUAAAAUUAAAAUGGAACAAAUGUUCUACGUGAAAAAAGCAAUAAAUUCCUUAAGCAGGGAAAACUUAUGUCUUGAUUAGUUCAAGCAAUAAUCAAUCUUAACUUUGAGAAGACUGCUCAAGCUUUCCAGAUAUUGGAACUUGAUUGUAUUUAAAUUCUUAUGGCAAUGGCAAUAUUGGGAAAAUUAAUGGAUAAAUAACACCAAAUUAUCUCCCUUAAGUAUAUUGAGCAUUUAGUAUGUAUUUAGAAUAGGAUAGCCCAACCGCCUACCUGCCCUCAAGUGUCUUAAUGUACUGCGUAUGCGACUUAACUAUUUAAAUGUUAUGUGUAUCGUAUUUUAAUAUGCUUUUUACCAUGUAGGCACGUUCAAGUGAUUAUAAAGUGCUUAAUUUUUGCAAUUGCUACAUUCCAUAGUCAUAAUGUGAUGAAGAAUUUAUUUUAGAUGAUUUUUCCCCGGAGGAUGUAUUUACAGUUUUUUUUUGGGCAUUAUAAUAUUGUGCAUUUUUUAAGCUAAGAUUGCUUCUUUAUAUAUUAGUUUCACAAUGUUGCAUUUGUGUCUUAAUGCUCAUGUUCCAUUUUGCGCGUUACAAAUUGCUCAAUUUUUCUUUAAUUAUUAAGAACAAUAUUAUAUUGAUCUAAAAAAUUGUUGAAUAAGAUACUGUUUACUGUUUGAUAUUAGCAAAUAAAAUGUAUAUUCUUUAAAUAA